CAAUUCCAGGCGCUGCCACGCACUCGUCUGCCCUAGACGGAGGUUGGGCGCCGCGGCUGAGCCUGCUGCUAGGUUGCUCUAGCUGGGCGCGCGGGGAGGCGGCGAGCACAGCUGGGCCGGGACUUCCUUCCUCCCUCUACCGCAGGACAACAAAACAACCCGGCAGCAGGCGCUGAGCCCUUGGCAGCUGUCUGGGCGAGAGGCGCAGCGAUGGGCUCUGUGCUGAGCAGCGAUAGCGGCAAAUCCGCCCCCGCCUCGACCGCCCCGCGGGCCCUGGAGCGCAAGGGGGACCCCGAGCUGCCCGUCACGUCCUUCGACUGUUCCGUGUGCCUCGAGGUGUUGCACCAGCCCGUCCGGACCCGCUGUGGCCACGUAUUCUGCCGUUCCUGUAUCGCCACCAGUCUGAAGAACAAUAAAUGGACCUGUCCUUAUUGCCGGGCCUAUCUUCCUUCAGAAGGAGUUCCAGCCACCGAUGUAGCCAAAAGAAUGAAAUCCGAGUACCAGAACUGCACCGAGUGUGACACCCCGGUUUGCCUCAGUGAAAUGAGGGCACACAUAAGAUCUUGUGAGAAGUAUAUAGAUAAGUAUGGACCGCUGCAGGAACUUGGGGAGACGGCAACCAGGUGUGUGUGUCCAUUUUGUCAGAGGGAAUUGGAUGAAGACAGCUUGCUGGAUCACUGCAUUACUCAUCACAGAUCAGAAAGGAGAUCUGUGUUCUGUCCACUUUGCCGUUUACUACCUAAUGAGAAUCCAGGAAGCUUUAGUGGCAGUUUAAUAAGACAUUUGCAAGUCAGUCACACUUUGUUUUAUGAUGAUUUCAUAGAUUUUAAUAUAAUUGAGGAAGCUCUUAUCCGAAGGGUCUUAGACCGGUCACUUCUGGAAUAUGUGAAUCACUCAAACACCGCAUAAUUUAAUUAAGAGGAAAGGGAAGGAGACCAUAGAAUUGCACCAUUUGUUAAGAUGCUGCUUGAACAAUUGGAGGGCAAUUGUCAAGGUUCCAUGGGCAAAGAUGUACAACACUGUUAUACGUUUGUCCAUGUUUAUUGUUAUAUUGCGUUUUAAAACUACUUUCAUUUUGAUGGCUUAAAUUUGUUUAACAUUCUUGAGUUUUUUAGACACUUAACAACAAAAAGUAGUCUCCAUCAGCCAUUAAUAUAUGGAAGAGGACAUAAGGCAGGAUAUGUGGGUGAAGGAUCUUUAUUUGCAAAUUGGAUGAUACUAUGUGUAAUGCUACAUAUUAAUAACUACUAUCAUGGUUGAGCAAGAUAACUAAUCUUUGUUCUAUCUAAAAAGAUGGAGAGUGAAACCAAGUGUGGACAUUCAAGGACAUAUGAAAUCUGUGGUAGUGCUCAUCUAAUCUCUAAUAGAAUAAUAUGAGUAGCCUUGUAUUGGAGUAGAGGAGGAAAAUUUUGGAAGUCAACAAAGUCCACUUAACCAAAUUGUAAAACAUAAUACUGUAACAAAAUAAAUUUUGUGUUAGGAAUGUAUACUUAAUUCUUUGACUUUUUAUAACUAUGCACAAUAAGAAUUUAAUAUUAUAUUUUUCAAAUAUUUGUAGCUUAUUAUUUAGAAAUAUUUCUAUAAUAUAGGCAGUUUUCUUAAGAACCUUCAGCUGAUAUUUAUAGUAGAAGUGUUCACAUCCAUAAUUUUUAGUGGAAAACCCUAAGGGCUUUGCUUUUUUUUACUUUUUUCCUUUAGAAAAAAUACAAAAUAUAAAUACUGAAAACCAAACAAAAUGUAGCUUUUUACAUCAUUAUAAGGAAACACUGUUUUAGAACUUCGCCAGCCAUUCUGGUUGUCCUCUGUGUGUCCAGUCACAGUUAUCAACCAUCUCCCCAAAUUCCACAGAAGUAACUAAUACCCAUUAUAAUCACUGCAGUGAUUAUACCCAUUGUAAUCACUACAGUGAUACCCAUUAUAAUCACUUCCUUGCAUUUCUUUAUUAUUGCCCAAGUGUGUAUCUCUACACACUGCAUUUUAAUCUUAUCCAUUUAAAAUUGUUUUAUUGGCUACAUCUUUUAAAUCUAUAGGUUCUCCCUUCUUUCUUUUCCUUAGAAUUUACUGAAGAACUUGGUCUCAUGGCCUAUAGAGUUUCCCACAGUCUGUAUUUUGCUGGUUGUGUACUCAUGGUGCAAUUCAGCACAUUCCUCUUUCCUCUGGAUAUUGACACAUGGAUCCAGAUGUUUGAAUAGGCUCAGGUUCAGUCCUUUUUGGCAAGACUAUAGGUCAUGGUGUGUUCUUUCAUCAGAGGGCACAUAAUAUCUGGUUCUCUCUAUUUGUGAUAUCAGCUGAAAUUGAUACUCAAUACCUAGAUCCAUUGAUUUACUGUGAGGUAGAAGAUAUUCUAAUUCUAUCAUUUCUCUUUCAUUUAUUAACUGGAACAUUUUUAUAAAGAGAUGUUUCCCCACAUGUACUAUUUGGUUAACCAUUGGUCAAGUUUGUACAGGAAAGGGAAGGUAAAUAUUUGUAUUUUCCUUUCAUGUACUAAUUUUCAAGAAAAUAAACUUGUUUCCUAUUACCUUCCAGAGAUCCCUUCCUUUUUUCGGUAUUACGAACUCAUGGGUUCAAACAUAUUUGAGAGGCUUCAACCCAUUUCAAAUAUUACCUUAUUGAAGUUCAAAUUGUCCCAUCUUUGGCCUUUGGGAGACUCACCAAGUUGCCUCUGAGUCAUUUUGACAUUACACUAGCUGUCUUUAUUAGCUUCCUUGCUAUCUCAGAAGACAAGAUAUUCUAGGCUCAACUUGUGUGUUUCCUGCCCCAGACCUGGAAUGAGCCAUUUCUCUGAGAAGUCUGGCUCCUUUUAGUGAGAAAUGGUAUUUCAAAACCAUAAUCAAGGCUCUAAGGAUGCUCACUGCUAUUACAUUGGCCAUUGUUCCUAGGAGAGAGCUAGAAAUCUCUAUUUUUUUAAUAAGAUAAAACACUUUGUGAGUUUAUUGUGAAACUUCCAAAUCAAAUUGAGUACUACAGAGUUUUUACUUAAUCCUUUCUAUUACAACUAUAUUUCCAUUUUCUAUAGUGAGAAUCCUGGUUUUCAAGGACACAAGGCAUGACAGAGUUAGAAUAUCCCACAAUUAUUCAUUUCCUUUAUUUACCAUACACAUGCAGCAGCCUCAGAAUAACAAUGCUAAUAUGACCACCACCCAUAUGAUUACUGAAACAAUUGAAAUUUUUUCAUUUGCUCUUCCCAUUCUCUGUUUUUAAAAGUCAUACUAUAUCAGGAUUUCCAAAAAAUACUGGUAUAACAUACUAUACUCUCUCCCUUCUAUCCCCCAUUUAGUCUUAGUUCUUCAAAUAACUGUAUAUUCAGUGCUUGCAGCAAGUGGUUAUCUGAUGGCUCUAUUUCUCAUAUCUGUCUCUUUAAUGACAAAUCCGGGAUGUAGAAUGACGUCUCUAGUGUAAGCAAGCAAAGGAAGCUAUGAAGACUAGUGAUAACAACUGAGGAUAAAAUAUUUGGCUGUAGUUAGCUUUUUAAUUGUCAUCAUUUAUGAACUUUGUUCCUUACACAUAAAUGUAGUCAUAAUCACAGUGCCCCCAAUUCUUUAUAAUAAAUUAUCCAUUCAUUCUUUAAAGACUUGCUUACUAUUCUGCCAUCCACUGUGAGAUGAGAAAAAAGUAAAACCAGAUGAAAUCUUAAGGGCCUUCUUCCCUCCCUUUUAGAUACUGGUUUCAAGCUUGCUUUUUACAGCUGCAGACAAGUAAGAACAGAUUUUUAGUUUCACAAGCUCUUGUCCUGCAAUUUGGAUGGGUCGUCCAAUAAAGCAAAACCCGCUGGACAACAAGUGCAAAAAGGAAUUUUUCAGAGAUAAUCAGACUGAAAAUCUAGUCCCUAAAAAGUAAAACAAUAUAUUUCUGAGCAUGAGUACAGCAAGUAAAUCUUCGUUAGUUCAGAACCACACAAAAGGCGUCUUUAAAUCUGUAAAACUUGAAAUAACUUCAAAACUUGAAAACCUGGAUUUUAAGUAAAGCUUUAAAAAGUCAUCUACCACUAUUAACCUCAGUGCAGCGAUACUUCAGCCAGUCCCUGGAAUCCUCUUGGGAUAAUUUUGCCACCUACAGGACAAACGAGGUGCUGGCCGCCUGAAUUAUUUUGCCUUCUGAAUUAUUUUGAGUUCUGAAAGGGUGAAGUGCAAAUAUUCAUUGUUUUCACUGCGCCUUUAGCCUUUUAUAAAAAGGAAUUUAUCGGGGCGCCUGGGUGGCUCAGUCGGUUAAGCGACUGCCUUCGGCUCAGGUCAUGAUCCUGGAGUCCCGGGAUCGAGUCCCGGGAUCGAGUC
Molecule: messenger RNA, 4271 nt
Organism: Zalophus californianus (California sea lion)
Lineage: Eukaryota; Metazoa; Chordata; Mammalia; Carnivora; Otariidae
Gene: RNF125
Product: ring finger protein 125
Exons: 6
Coding region: 211-909 (232 amino acids)
Biological process (GO): ubiquitin-dependent protein catabolic process; protein polyubiquitination
Molecular function (GO): ubiquitin protein ligase activity
Source: RefSeq, a predicted model, not a curated record